AUGGGAGUAAGGCCCACUACCACCACCUCGUCUCCGACGCAGCGGGAAAUAUACCAAAAGUCGAACAAUUCAUCUCCAUCAUUGAUGGGGUCAUUAAUGAAAUCACUUAAGUCAUCCAACUCUACCAGACAUCAUCAUCAUCAUAAUCAGUCCGGCGCCGAAGCCGGUGGCGACAAUGACGCUGAUCAGCGUUCCAGGAGUACAUACCCUCUUUUGAGCAGAUCAUCUAGCCAGAACAACGCCUCUCAAUAUCAUGGACACGGCGUAAGCCAUAUUCACAUGAGUCCACUGAGGAAAAGCUCCUCGGGCAGUAGCAGUACCACUAACGUCUCAACACAAAAGGACCGGCACCAUUUGAAGAAAGACAAGUAUUUCAGGGACUUGGACGAAGACUGGAGUGCCGUUAUCGAAGAUUAUAACAUGCCUAUCCCCAUGAUCAGUAACGGAGGCAGCGAGUUGAAACCACCAGUCAACGUAGGCUUACGACGAAAAGAGGGCGUAGAAUCGCGAUCGCCUUCAGCUGGCUACCCCAGUUUGCCACAUCUCAAUAAAUCUCAAAGCUCGGAUCUCAAAACUCAGUAUGAGCAUGAAAGCGAACGCGAAUUGCAAGAGUUGAACUCAUUUAUGCAUCGCGUUUCCAAGUUUGAAGCUAUUUUACAACCUUCCAAUGGCAGCCAGAUUAAUCUGAGCGAGCUUCGUCGUCUAAGCUGGAACGGCGUACCCAUGUUGCAUCGUCCACAAGUGUGGCGGCUUCUGAUAGGCUACGCUCCUGCAAACAUCAAAAGACAGAGUUCGCUAUUACAGCGCAAGCGUCAGGAGUACCGAGAUGGUGUAGCCCUCGUCUUUUCAAAAGAGCACACCCGCGAUAUCCCAACAUGGCACCAGAUAGAAAUUGACAUUCCCAGAACGAACCCUUUGAUACCGUUGUAUCAGUUUCCUCUUGUCCAGCAAAGUCUGCAACGGAUACUUUAUUUAUGGGCAAUAAGACACCCAGCAAGCGGGUAUGUCCAAGGGAUAAAUGAUCUCGUAACACCUUUCUACCAGACGUUUCUUACCGAGUAUCUGCAGGCGGCCCAGAAAGAAAACGUCAGCAAGCUGAGUCCCGACGUCUAUCUGACGCACGAGCAACUUUUGGAUGUCGAAGCGGACUCGUUCUGGUGUGUUGCAAAGCUUUUAGAACAGAUCACCGACAAUUAUAUUCAUGGCCAACCUGGUAUAUUGAAGCAAGUUAAACAUCUCGGACAACUAGUCAAGAGAAUAGAUGCUGACCUGUAUGAGCACUUCGCUCAAGAGAACGUCGAGUUCAUUCAAUUUGCAUUCCGCUGGAUGAAUUGUCUACUGAUGCGAGAAUUCAGCAUGGAUAUGGUGAUUCGUAUGUGGGAUACAUAUCUUUCCGAGACCUCUUUGGAGUCCUCAUCGUCUUCGGUCGCGGAUUCCUCUGGAGUGACGUUAUCCUCCGACCCUUCCCUUCAAAACUCACCGGUCAGUACCUAUCGAGAGAAAUCGUCUUCUAAAACUAUGCAAAGCAAACACAGCGCUGUGGCCACUCCACGCCAGACAUCAUUGAGUGAGUUCCAUGUCUUUGUCUGUGCAGCGUUUCUCGUUAAAUUCAGUGAUAAACUCAUGAACAUGGAUUUUCAGGAAACUAUCACUUUUCUACAAAACCCACCCACGAAAUGUUGGGCUGAAAGUGAUAUAGAGCUAUUGCUGAGUGAAGCUUACAUUUGGCAAUCUUUAUACAAGGACGCAACGUCCCAUUGGAGAUGA
Messenger RNA from Lachancea lanzarotensis, 1767 nucleotides. RefSeq names its product LALA0S01e17700g1_1 (gene GYP1). The transcript has a single exon. The record is from RefSeq and is a predicted model, not a curated record. Bases 1 to 1767 code for a protein of 588 amino acids. Gene Ontology annotation, cellular component: Golgi apparatus. Gene Ontology annotation, molecular function: GTPase activator activity. Gene Ontology annotation, biological process: activation of GTPase activity. Lineage: Eukaryota; Fungi; Ascomycota; Saccharomycetes; Saccharomycetales; Saccharomycetaceae.